UAAAGGCGGGAAAUAUCUAUUUACAUCCGUUGCCAUAGUUUCUUCUUGUCAUGCGCGGAUUUGGUCUCGGGUCAACAGACAUCACACGCCUCUACUCAUCAUCUGGGUCUGAGAAGAAAAAAGAACAGCCGAAAACACGGCUUAAACCCGCUGAAAGAAGGCCCUCUGUGGCCCCUAAAGCUGCAACAAUGGCUAAGGACCACCUAUCGAGGGCGCAAAAGAAGCAAACAAGCCCUAAAUCCGAGAUGGAUUAUGAGAUCGAACGUCUAAGAGCUGAGAUUCAACAGGAAAAGCAAAUGAAGGAAAUGCUUGAACAAUCUUCAGAGGAGCUGGACAAGACGAUAGUUGAACUGCAAGGAAAGUUUGAAAUAGCAGGCGACGAAGACAACGAGUGGAAGACAAGAUUCGAGACGCAACAUGAGAUGAACACACAGUUGGAAAAACAGAUAAUUCUUUUGAGAGAUAAGCUGGAGCAAAUGAAGAUCCCUUCUCGUGAGGGAAAACCACACCCGCUACGGACAUACAAUGGACUUACAGAUGCUGAUGUAAAGAAAUUGAUGCGCCAGACAGAACGGGAUAAACUUCAACUUGAGGGCCAACUUCGUGACUUGGAAUGGAGACUGGAUAAUGAAUCCAAGGCAUACCACAAGAUUAGUGAAGAAAGAAAGCAAUACUUCACAGCACUGAAUGAAACUUCUGCUGUCAUUGAUGACACAAAGACCAAGAGAAAGCAUGCAUUGAUUGAAUCACAGCGAAACAGUGAGGAGACCCUUGCAAGAUUUUCACAGGCAACAAUGAGAAAGAUUGACUCCAAUUCAUCGUUUGGCUUGCCGGAUAAUCAACGAAUUAUAGACCCAAAGAAAGGUCCUAUCAAGAAAACGGCUGCUGUUAGGAAACUGCCAAAAAUCCAGGAUAGCGCUUAAAGACACAGGGUACAGCCCUCUAUUUAUCAAUCAUUUAUAAUUUAUAUACAUUCAGACAAGUGAACUGUAGAUAUUUUACUAUCUUAGCUUGUGUAAAUAGACUUUAGGUAGAUCUUACUUUUGUAUCAUUGAAUAUAUUAUAUUUCAACAUCAAUAAAAUAUUUUAGAGGAAUAAA
This is a messenger RNA of Nematostella vectensis (starlet sea anemone), 1099 nucleotides long. Its product is annotated as coiled-coil domain-containing protein 169. NCBI's taxonomy places the organism in Eukaryota, Metazoa, Cnidaria, Anthozoa, Actiniaria, Edwardsiidae. Bases 51 to 923 code for a protein of 290 amino acids. The transcript has 8 exons. The record is from RefSeq and is a predicted model, not a curated record.